AUGUUAACAUCUUUAGUUUCCUGUGUUGGGAAAACAAUCUGGCUGUGCCUCCAAACCUGGCCAAACCCCGUGUUUGGAGGAGAUGCCCUGGCUCUGGGGUGCCAGGGAAGGAAGCACGCAGCACUGUCCCAGGUGAAGUUCCACAAAGAUGGAGAACUCCUUUGUUUCUCUAAGGACAACCAGCCUCUGUCCAUGGAGACCACAAUGGUGAAAAGCAGUGACCCCAGAGAUGGGACACAAUUCCUAUCCCAGGAGUUAAUUUUGAAGGGACCCCUGACUCAGGGAUUGAGGGAGAUUUCUACCAUCUAUGCUGAGUUCAUCAAAGAUCCCAGCCCCUCUACCUACUACCAGCAAGGCCAGAAUGAGAGUGAGACAGGAGAGGUGGCUUAG
Messenger RNA from Galeopterus variegatus (Sunda flying lemur), 390 nucleotides. Its product is annotated as Fc receptor-like protein 6. Bases 1 to 390 code for a protein of 129 amino acids. The record is from RefSeq and is a predicted model, not a curated record. NCBI's taxonomy places the organism in Eukaryota, Metazoa, Chordata, Mammalia, Dermoptera, Cynocephalidae. The transcript has 8 exons.